Messenger RNA from Metschnikowia bicuspidata var. bicuspidata NRRL YB-4993, 966 nucleotides. It is a transcript of the gene URE2, whose product is annotated as Ure2p. The coding region runs from base 1 to 966 and encodes 321 amino acids. Gene Ontology annotation, biological process: regulation of nitrogen utilization. The record is from RefSeq and is a predicted model, not a curated record. The transcript has a single exon. Lineage: Eukaryota; Fungi; Ascomycota; Pichiomycetes; Serinales; Metschnikowiaceae. Gene Ontology annotation, molecular function: transcription corepressor activity.
AUGGACGGAAUCCAGAGGUCCGACGAGCGAGCGGCCGACUCCGACUCCAUCAACCAGGCCAACGGCGGCGCCCCUAUUUCAAAUCUCAGUGCAGGCUUGAAGUCCGUGUCCCUUAGCGACCAGCAGCAGAAUGCCGUCAACUUGAACUUGCUACAGCAACAUCUCCACAACGAGACCUCGGAAAGCCCGCUUCUGCAGUCCAGAAUCAGCUGCUUUUUCGCCAACCAGCCCACGGAGGGGUACACGCUUUUCUCCCACCGCUCGGCGCCCAACGGCUUCAAGGUUGCCAUAAUAUUGCUGGAGCUCGACUCGCCGUUCAACACCAUUUUCUUGGACUUCAACUCCGGCGAGCAGAGGGCCCCCGAGUUUGUCUCCAUAAAUCCAAACGCACGCGUGCCCGCCUUGAUCGACCACUAUAACGAAAACACGUCCAUCUGGGAGUCCGGCGCCAUUGUGUUGUACUUGGUUUCGAAGUACGUGAAGGAGCGUGGCGACUGCCCGCUCUGGUCCAACAAUCUCGUGGAGCAGUCGCAGAUCUCCUCCUGGCUUUUCUUCCAGACCUCUGGCCACGCGCCCAUGAUUGGCCAAGCCUUGCAUUUCAGAUACUUCCACUCCUGCUCCGUUCCUUCUGCCGUGGACAGGUACAUUGAGGAGGUCAGACGAGUGUAUGGUGUCAUCGAGAUGGCUUUGGCUGAACGGAGAGAGGCCUUGAUCAUGGACUUGGACAGGGACAAUGCCGCAGCAUACUCGGCGGGCACCACCCCGUUGAGCUCCUCAAGAUAUUUCGACUACCCCGUUUGGCUUGUGGGCGACCGUGCCACAGUUGCCGACUUGUCCUUCGUUCCAUGGAACAAUGUCGUUGAUCGCAUUGGUAUCAACCUCAAAGUCGAGUUCCCUGAAGUCUACAAGUGGACCAAGUACAUGAUGAGACGCCCCGCAGUUGUGCGUGCGUUGCGGGGUGACUGA